AUGAGAAAAUUGGCCAAAAUUGUUCAUCCAAGAUUCAAGUUAGCAUUCUUACAUGACGAUCAAACACAUGUAAGAAAAAACGUUGCUGACAUAGAGAUAGCAGAAUCAGCACAAGCACAAUUACUUAGUAAAGUUAUCAGAAAAUAUGGAGUUCCUGCAAAAACUCUAAGAAGACAUCAAACAGCCAUGACAACAUCUUCGGGAACUAUAAAGCUUGGACGAUUUAAUACCAUUUUUACAAUGGAUCAAGAAUUGCAGCUUGUAGAUAUCUUACAAAAUAGGGGAAAAUCAUUGUUUGGAAUGACCACAACAGAUGUCAGAAAGGUGGAUCAUCCAUUCCAUGUCGAUACACAGAUGGCUGGAUUAGAUUGGCUGUAUGAUUUCUUGAGAAGGCAUCCAAUACUAUCAAUCAGAAAACCUGAACCGAUGAAUAUUUCUCGUCUAGUCGGUUUUGACAGAGAACAAAUAUGGAAUGUGAACGAGACUGGGAUAUCAACCGUUCAGAAACCAGUCAAAGUUGUUGGUACCAAAGGAGCUAGACAAGUCGGGAAAAUCACAAGUGGAGAACGUGGGCAUACAGUGACUGUGUUUUGUGCUACGUAUAUUCCGCCCAUGUUCACUUUUCCUAUAAAAAGAAUGGUGGAUUCGUUAAUGAAUGGCUGUCCACCAAAUUCAAUUGGGGCUUGCACUCCAAGUUGUUGGUCUGACAAUGACUGUUUUGUGAAAUGGUUGCAACAUUUUGUUUCUAUUGUCAAACCAUCUAUGAAUGACAAACACAUCAUACUUUUGGAUGGUCAUCACAGCCAUAAAACAUUGGAGUCAGUGAUGUUUGUUAGAGAUAAUGGCAUUGAGCUCUUGACUUUUCCAGCGCACUUAUAUAGCUUUUUUCAGCAGUUUGAAGUCUCUUUACAAUUCUUCAGCCGAUUCAUGGAUGAUGGCAAACAGAUGUCGAAGAAUAACUUUUUAUGA
This is a messenger RNA of Helobdella robusta, 969 nucleotides long. RefSeq lists its product as hypothetical. Lineage: Eukaryota; Metazoa; Annelida; Clitellata; Rhynchobdellida; Glossiphoniidae. The record is from RefSeq and is a predicted model, not a curated record. The transcript is spliced from 3 exons. Gene Ontology annotation, molecular function: DNA binding. Bases 1 to 969 code for a protein of 322 amino acids. Gene Ontology annotation, cellular component: nucleus.